Molecule: messenger RNA, 1951 nt
Organism: Cryptomeria japonica (Japanese cedar)
Lineage: Eukaryota; Viridiplantae; Streptophyta; Pinopsida; Cupressales; Cupressaceae
Product: ankyrin repeat-containing protein At5g02620
Exons: 3
Coding region: 86-1756 (556 amino acids)
Cellular component (GO): plasma membrane
Molecular function (GO): protein phosphatase 1 binding; protein phosphatase regulator activity
Source: RefSeq, a predicted model, not a curated record
AGUUGUUAAAGAAGAAAGGACCUUUAAAAUGGAGGAGAAGCAAAGGUAAAAAGCAAUUGCCUGCUAGAGUAAGAACGGCCUUAAGAUGCAGCGUGGCGAAAGGCUUUUUAAUAUGGAGAAUUCAUCUAUUGAAACGCGUUUCUUUCAUGCUUGUGAAUAUGGUGAUAUAAACCAAGCCGAAAGGCUGCUCGAAUGCAGAGAUUUCGAUCCGACAAGAUUAAUUGAUAAGAAGACGGCGGAGGAGGGAAGAACAUGUUUACAUCUUGCAGUACUUGCAGGAGACAAAGUAUUUUUGAAAAAAUUGGUAGAAAAAAUAAACCAGCAAAAUAUCACCGACAAAAGGGACAAGCAAGGAGAUACGGCUUUGCACUUAGCUGUGUGGAAAUAUCGUGUGGAUCUGGUGAAAGUGUUGUUAGACAAUUGUAAGGCUGAUUUAAACCUGACAAAUAAUAAGGGAGAAACCCCGCUAUGCAUAGCAGUAAAGUUUGGAUUCCCGGAUGUUGUAAAGAAGAUGAUAGAUCGUGAACUAGAGACCGUGAAAAUGUUAUGUAAAGAAAAAAAAAUUCUGCUUCAUGCUGUGAAACUGAACCGAGUCAAAAUUGUUGAAUUUUUAAUUAAAAAAAGUGCAGUUGUCAAAAAAAGUGGAAUUCUCAGAGAGCUUAUCAAUCAACGUGUUGAAGACUGUGACACAAAGCCAUCUGGUCAUGAAGUUUUUCAAGUCUCUCGCACAAAGGUAUCUGAUAAUAAAAGUAAGCGUGAUGAGGAAACUGGCAACAGCCCGCCAAUUGUUGCUGGAGACACGCCUUUACAUAUUGCAGCAAAGAACAAAAAUGAGCCUAUUGUGGAUUUCUUGCUGAAGGUGCAGGGGGUGAACAAGCAUGCCCUUAAUAGUGAACGCAAAACACCUCUGGAUGUUGCAAGAGAAGUAACGGAUUACAACGAAUCUUUCAGAAUUAUAAAAAAGCUCACAGAUUAUCCACGCAGAUCCAGACCAUUCAUGUACUGUGCGCCAGAGGUGGACCAAGAAAAGGACAAGAGAGCCAGGUAUGCGGUUAACAAAUCCUUUGAUGAGAGACGCAAUGCAGAACUCGUGGUGGCAGCAUUGGUGGCAACCAUGGCAUUUACGGCAGUGUUCACGGUUCCAGGUGGUUCGUACCAGGAUUCUGACGAUCCGAAGCGAGGAACCCCUAUUCUUCUAGGCUACGCCAUGUUCAAGCUCUUUCUUAUUUUUGACUGCAUAGCCUUCUUUCUAUCUCUCUUCGUUUGUAUCAUGUGGCAAAUGGCUUCAGAGCUUACCACAGAGGACAAGAUGUUGUUCAUGAGCGUCAGUAGUUUAUUGACUGCUCUCAGCUUGGGAUUCAAUUCUUGUGGCUUCAUGGCUGCAGUGUACACGAUAUUGGCGCAUAAAGAAAGGGGCCUGGCUUGGGUGAUUUUGGGAAAUCUCUUAUUCAUUGCUCUCUGUGGAGCUAUAGCAUUUAUCCAUCAAAUGGCAAUGUUUUUAGUGGGACGAGCUAGAUUCCACCGCUUGUGCGGUGUACCUCGUCGAUUAGAUGACGCUGUUGAAAAAGUAUGGAAACGAGCAGAACGAAGUGGGUUUCUCCACCUUAUCCGUAAAGUUGAGGAAGCUUGCCAUGAUGCAAUAGAAGGGGAUGAACCUUCCAAGAAGGCGGACGAAGAGAAACAUGAACAUGAACAUGGCUACAACUCGUCCUGCUCUUCAUCCCCGUGCCUCCGCAACGUUCCUCAGUCUGUUUAGCUCACACUCUACAACCUUGAUGGCACAUAGGUGUAGAUUUGUAUUUUACUAGCAUAUUAUUGUACAGAUCUAUAUGGUUUGCUUUAGAAAUUCAUGGUAUGUCUAUAUAAUAUUGUAGGCCUUAUGAAGCUACUAUAUUUUCAUGAUAUUAUGUAUAAUCUUAUGGUUUUAUUGAAAUCAAUAUAUAAAUAUUUU